AUGAACCUAGACGGGUUCGAGUUCUGUACAGGUGUGGAGCCUGCUGCCUCAGAUGGAAGUACAGAUGAUAUCAAAAACAAGAAAGAAGAUGGAAAAGCGGUGCAGAGCCUUCCUGGCGGCCUCAAGCUUUGUUGUGUUCUGGCGAUGGCAAUCCUCCUCUUGGCUUUGCUUCCCAUGGCUGAGCUGGAUCCCAGAUUCCCAGAUGCUUCCAAGGGCUUAGCAGUCCUCAUGGUCACGGCAUUGUUCUGGAUCUCAGAAGUGAUGCCGCUUUCGAUCAGCAGCCUGCUUCCGAUGGGCCUUUACCCCCUGCUUGGGGUUGUCAAGGCAUCUGCCUUGGCUCGGAAGUUCUUUUCUGGCACAUCUUUCCUGUUCAUUGCCGGCUUCUUGCUGGGUCUCGCCAUUGAGCGAUGGAACUUGCACACCCGCUUCGUUCGCAUCGCGCUGUCGCAGAUUGGAAAUCGUAUACAGUUCUAUCUUGCUGCGUUUAUGCUCACUACAUGGCUUCUCAGCAUGUGGAUCUCCAACACAGCCACAAUGCUGUGCAUCAUGCCGGUAAUGAAGGCUUUCCUUUCAUCGCUGGAGGGUGGACAUCCAUCGUUCCAUAGCACUAUGCUUCUAGCUGUAGGCUACUCUGCGACUGUGGGCGGGUUGUCAACUCCCGUGGGCACCCCCACCAACGGUAUUUUCAUGGCAAUGUUCCAAGAGUUCUGGCCAGAUGAGGAUGAGUUUUCUUUUGCAAGAUUUUGCUUGGUAGCCCUGCCCUUGUCAGUAUUGCUUCUGCUAUGUGUAUAUGUUUUGACCUGCAUUGUCUAUGCGUGCAGUGGCGCACGUAUUGUCGUUAACCGCGAAGCUUUCCUGGGCACGCAGCAGCUGGGCAAAAUCACCUUCGAGGAGAUGGUGGUUAGCUUCAACAUGAUGUGCCUGGUGAUCCUGUGGUUCACUGCAUCUAGAAUCGACACGUUUCCUGGAUGGAAAAAAUGGGUGUCGACAGAUCUCGACAGCGGGUCCAUCGGCCUUUUGCUGACACUUCCGUUCUUUCUGAUACCUUGUGGUCGUUGGCUGCCUUCUGCCUUGAGACGUGCUCUUGGUGAAGAUCGCUGCCAAUCGGUUUGCAAGGGCCCCAGCCCCAACUACAUUUUGGACUGGGAGAGCGUAAAGAGGGAUUUCAGUUGGGAGAUCCUUUUUGUCUUCGGUGGCGGAGCACUCGUGGCUCAUGGUACCGUGGAAAGUGGCUUGGCACAGGUAAUUGCCAAGGCUCUUGAGAACCUGGGCCUCAACAUCUUCAUUUUCAAUCUUGUUGUGGUGACAGUGAUCUGCUUUGUGACAGAAGUGGUUUCCAACAUGUCCACGUUGAACAUCUUCGGUCCAAUUAUGGCCACUGCUGCCCAGCACAUGGGCAGCAGUCCUGUUCAGCUUCUUUUGGGUGUGUCCUUCGCCUCAUCUUUUGCUUUCAUGCUGCCGGAGUCGCCGUCAUCACGGAUGGAUCUUGCUUCGCCAUCGCAGCUUCUGCGGAAGUCGAACUCGCGCACCAUCUCUGCUGUUCAGGUGGUAGUCCGCUUCCGGCCCCCGGUCAUGGAUGACGAGCAACAGGACUCCAUCUCCUUCUCCAUCCACCCAAAUGGAAGAAGCGUCUCUUCAGCAGACAGUGCUUACGUCUUUGACUUCAACAAGGCCUUUGGAGAGGCUGCAACGCAAGACGACAUUUUUGAAGCUGUCGGCAAGCCGAUUGUCUCGGACGUUCUCAGCGGAUACAAUGGCACAAUCCUCGCGUAUGGACAGACUUCUUCCGGCAAGACGCACAGUAUGUAUGGUCCCGGGAAUGUUGCAAUUGACAGUGUCCCGCCAGACUUACAAGGUAUCGUGCCAAAAGCCUCGCGCUUCGUGUUCGAUCACAUCGAAGCGAGUGUCGACUAUGACACGGAGAUCACAUUGCGCUGCAGCUUCAUGGAGUUUUCUUCCGGCUGCCAUGUCUACAUGGCUCCGCGACCGCCUCAGGACAUCUUCGAGGUGCCGGGAGGUCGCGAGCUGCCGAACAAGUCACACUUCUUUGUUCAGGCGCUUGCUGCGGGGCCCAGGCGUCAGCCCUACUGCCCGAGCGUCUACGGAGAGGAUGUGAGAUCGUCUUCGCCCACCGGAGCCACGCUGCUUCCGAGGAGGCCCUCGACUUCGGAUUCCACCACGGACAAGGUGGCGCAGAUGAGAUCCCGCAUUUUGUCCCUCAAGGAGCUCAGAACGCAAACCGAGGGCGAUUCGCAAACCGAGGGCGAUUCGCAUGCGCCAGAGGAGCCGAAGUGUUUCCAGAUUCAAGCUUGCGCGAGGCCGGCAGCCUCUGCUCAGCCGCAGGAGAGGCUGGCUUCCAUCAUGAGCUUCCUGGACGAAGUUGAGGAGUCCUCGAAAGCCGAUAUCUCCUCGAUUAUCUUGUCAACUCGUUCAUCCCGAAGCGCAGGCGAAAACGAAGUCCCAAGGUCUCUCGUUCCAUCAGGCCUGACUCAGGAUGCGACAGCAGUGCAAUCCAGAGCCUCGAUGCUGGAGGUGGAAGUUCAAGACAAGAAGCAUAUCAUCGACUCUCUCAAGAGGGCACUCCACGAGUCUCAGGAACGUGAGAAGGAGAAGGUGCAAGCCACGGUCAAGGAAUGGGAGGAGAAGUUGCAGCAGCAGAAGGCACAGUACGAGGCUGGCAGUGAGCGGCACCUGAAGCUGGUCGAUCGACUUCUCAAUGACAAGACAGAGCUCACGAGAAGAUGCGAACUCUUUUCUGACGAGCUCAAGGCCGUGGAGCGGAAGUAUCAAAUGAAGAUCGAGGAGAUGGAGGACCAUGCUGCAAAGGAGCUGGCCAAGAACAAGCAAAACUGGAUUGCGACGGAACGCUUGAAGCGGGAGGCAUGGGAAAAGGAUAAGGUAAAGGAAAUCAAGGACAUGACCGUGAAAGGCCUACAACCUGAAGUGGAGCGCAUCUUGGCCGAAAGAAAGCAGGAGAAGGUUCGCCUGGAGGAGCAGAAGACAGAGGCCCUGGAGGAGCAGAGGAGGGAGCUUCUUAGCUUGGCGCAGCAGCAACUCCAGGAACUUCGCGAGCAGAAGCAUCGCGAGACGGAAGCAGCGCUCGAUCGGGAGCGGGAAGCUCACCGGCAGAAGGUGCGUGACGAGUUCGAGCGGUUCAAUCGUGAGUUGCAGGAGGAGAGGACCAAAUGCGCCGCUGAUUUGCUGGCAGAGCGGCGGUUGCGUGAAGAGCUCAUCCGAGAGGCUGCCGAGGGCUCGGAGGUGAAAUUACGAGAAGCGCUUGCUGCAGAACGUGCGCGGCUUCAGUCAUCUCUGAACGAAGCAGAGGAGCGUCUCGCAGAAGCCAACCGCCAGCACCAGGACCAGCUUUCUCAGCUGGAAGCACGAUUGCGAGCUCAAGCAGAAGCCAACUACAAGGCGCAGAAAGACCAGGCACGCCUGGAAACGGAAGAACGCGAGGCGUCCCUGCGUAAAGAGCUGGCCGCUGAGCGUGAUCGCCAGUUGGAAGUCGUCAUGGAUCGCCUCAGCCGGGAACACGUGGAGCGGCAGCUGGCCAUGGAAACCGAAGCCAACAAGAAGUUGCAGGAAGCGCGCGCGGCAGCAGGAGAGGAGACCGCACGUGUAGCCAAGCAGCUGGAAGAAGCAAGGGCGGAGGCGAAGCUGGUUCAGCAGCAGAAGAAGCAGCUGGAGGAAAUGCUUUGCAGCAUGAAGGAUUGUCAGACGGCCUCCGCCGAGCGCCUUGCAGAAUGCCAGCAGAAAUGCAUGGACCUGGAAAGCGACCGCAAUGAGCUUCGGAGGGCUGCAGAUGAGGUCCUUCGUAAGCAUCAGAACGAGCUUCAACAGCUCGAAGACACUCGUGAAAAGGAGCUGCAAGACCUUCGACAAAGCUUGGGUGAAGCCAUGGCCCAAAUCAAGGAGGAGCAGGCGAAGCUGGAGGAAGUGAGCAAGGAGUCUCAGCGCCGUGAAGAACAGAUCAUUGCCGAUUUGGAGGCCAAAGUCAAGAGAACUUUGCAGGCCAAGGACGAGACCAUUGGCGAGCUUCGCAAAAGGUGUACGGCACUGGACAACAAGGUUUCCGAAUUCGGGUAUCUGCUGGAGAGGCAGCGCGAAGAGCUCCUCAGCGGUCUUCUGGGGGACAGUCAGCGCUGA
Symbiodinium necroappetens is the source of this 4146-nucleotide messenger RNA. The record is from the annotation of a GenBank genome assembly. NCBI's taxonomy places the organism in Eukaryota, Dinophyceae, Suessiales, Symbiodiniaceae.